AUUUUUAUUUAGUUUGUAACCGUUCUUUAGCGCGGGAACACCGCGCCGAGCCGGCCUUUGCAUCCGACGCUGUUUAUCAAUAGUGUUUUGUUUUUAAAGUCCAACAGAUGAGUGGCAAAGUGUUAAGACUCUUCCUAGCUUCUCGGUGCUCAGGCGCCACCCGGCUUCGGCAUGGGAGGGCGCAGAAUGUUUAAAGCAGCAGCAGUGCUGAUUGCUCUAGGCUACUGCAGCCUCCUGGUAUACCAGGGGGGAGUGCCUUUCAACUUUCAAGAGAAUCGACAAGGAACAGUGCAAGUGCCCGACCUUUCUAUUGAACCUGUGACCAAAACAAGCAUAUUUGACAGUGGACCGCAUAAAAAUGUGACUUUAGAUGAUAUUUUCAUAAGUGUUAAAACAACAAAACAUUACCAAUAUACAAGAUUGCCGAUAAUUCUGAAGACAUGGUUCCAGUUGGCGAAAGAACAAACAUGGUUUUUUACUGACAUAGAAAACCGGCAGCACCAAAACCAAACAAACGGGCACAUGGUGAACACCAACUGCUCGGCGUCGCACCAGCGCAAACACCUCUGCUGCAAGAUGUCUGUGGAGUACGAUCACUUCUUGGAAAGCGGGAAACGGUGGUUUUGCCAUUUCGACGAUGACAACUACGUCAACGUGCCCCGGUUGGUGACUGUGCUCCAAAACUACAAUUACUUGGAAGACUGGUACCUGGGGAGGACUUCAGUGUAUGAGCCCGUGAAGAUAUACAGCAAGCCUCAUAAUAAGAUGACAUUCUCGUUCUGGUUUGCGACGGGCGGCGCUGGCUUUUGUAUAAGCAGAAGUUUGGCGCUGAAAAUGGUGCCUGUUGCGAGCGGCGGCAGAUUCAUCAGUACAUGCGAGACUAUACGGCUGCCUGAUGACGUCACCGUGGGAUUCAUUAUCGAACAUUUGAUGGCCAAAAAGCUAACGCAAGUGCCCGAGUUCCACUCCCACUUGGAGCAGAUGAAGCUGCUGCCAGCAGAGAGCUUCAAAGACCAGAUCUCGUUCAGCUACGCCAAGCUGAAGGACGAGUGGAAUGUCCUCAACGUUCCUGGGUUCGACACCCGGUACGAUCCUAGUCGAUUCCUAUCGCUGCAUUGUUUCCUGUUCCCACAAUUUAAGUUCUGUCCAAGAUAGCGGCUGGAUCCCGAAGAACUAAUUAAGUAAUCCGUUUUGUAAACCGUUGUUUUAAAAUGUAUAGUCCAUUUUAUUGUUAUUUUACUAUUUAGAAAGUACACUACGGGGUUAUUUUUUUAUAUUUGUCUUCCUUUUUUUUAUUCAUUCAAAUAUAGGUAAUAGGACACGAGUUAUUUUUUGUUUCCUUUUUUUAAUGGAUGUCAUUGUAUAAACUCUUAUUUUUUAUUACUUUACGUUAAAAAUAACCCCGUUCAUCAAAAAUAACUUUGUUUUUUUGUAAAACAAUUAUUUUGAAGUUUUCAUUGCGCGGUCGAUGUAAUUUCAUCGCGCAAUCAAAGAUCCAUUUGCAGAACUAUGGAAGAAAGCCAUUUGCUUUUAGAUUGUGAUAUUAAUUUAUUUAUAGAAGGCGAACAACACGAAAGUUUGAAUUGUAUACUGAAAUAUUUAGAAGAUGUAAAUAGACCUAAUUAUUCAGUUAAAGAUAAAAGAGAAAAGAAAAAUUAUAAGGUAAAAAUUUUAAAGCUUACAUCGAGCUCGCCAAAAGAAAAUUAUAAAGUAGAUUAACAUAGUGUUUAACGUAAAUAUAUUUUAUUGUUAUUAUUUGAUAAAUCUGUGAUAUUAGAAUAACAUAAGUUUAAACGGACGUUGUGCUAAUAAAACGUUGUAAUUUAA
This is a messenger RNA of Ostrinia furnacalis (Asian corn borer), 1827 nucleotides long. It is a transcript of the gene Fng, whose product is annotated as fringe. Lineage: Eukaryota; Metazoa; Arthropoda; Insecta; Lepidoptera; Crambidae. The record is from RefSeq and is a predicted model, not a curated record. The transcript has 8 exons. The coding region runs from base 172 to 1155 and encodes 327 amino acids. Gene Ontology annotation, cellular component: membrane. Gene Ontology annotation, molecular function: glycosyltransferase activity.